CUGUACAUGGACAUUUAACAAUGCUGCUAGAAAUUUUUUUGAAAAAACACCAGUGGAUGGUGGAUCUUCAAAGCUCUCUAGAUAAGGUUGAAGAGCUUCAAACUACCAAAGAAAACAUUGAUAUUGCUAAUGUUAGGCAUUUGCUGCUUCAUUCACAGACUACAUCUGAUGAUGUUCAAGAACCACUGUCCGGCACACAAUUUCUAUCAGACGAGAUUGAGAAACUUAAGAUCGAGUUCAGCCAGCAAAGAACACAGCUUGAACAAAAACAUUCUCAAGAAAUUGAACACUUAAGAUUCUACUUCCAGCAACAGUUAAAGGAAAAGGAAGAACGAUACACUACAGAGAUAAUUCAUUUACAAGGACAACUUCAGAAUGUCAGUGACAGCUCUCCACAAUUUAGUGAUUUGUCUGAAAGUCAAUCAGAAGUGAGUUUACAAGAAUCUGACAUUUUAAAUGCUGUGUAUGAGCCAGUUGCUGAUAUUUCAAAGAUGAAUGAGUCUGCAGUAAAAGAAGAUAAACCUAUAAAUAAAUGCAGUGGCAUUAUUUAUCAGCAGUUGCAAAAUUUGAGACAAGCUUUAAGCGCAAAGUAUGUAGAAGAAGUGGAGACCCUGAAAAAACAGCAUGACACGGAAAUAUUGCAACUGACAAUAGAUCUCAAAGAGAAAUAUAGUCAUGAAAAUGCGACUCUAAAGCAAGAGUUGGCAAAGAGUAAGCGUGGAAAUAUGAAUGGGAGCUUCCAAGAGCAUUCGAGUUUACUCAGAGACAUUGAAGAAAAGAAACAUAUGGACAUAAAUCAGUUGCUGGAAGAACGUUAUCAUGAAAGAAUAGAGGAAGAAAUUGCACGAGUUAUUGUUGAGAUGACAAUAGCAUUUGCCCAGAAAACUGAACUUGCAAGGCUAGCUGCUAUAAAGAAUGGUGAAAUAGCCGAGCAACAAGAGGACAGGGAGAACCUUGAUACCGAGGAUUCUGAUCAUGACGGUGGCAGAUGUAUGAUUAGUGAAGAGCACCAACAUCAGCUGCAAUCAAUUGAUUUGACAUCACAAGUGGAGAUCCAGAGAGCUUUAUCAGAACAUGAUUUUAGUGGAGUAGAAUUAGUUGUCAUUCAGUCAUCAGAGACCUCAUUAAGCACAGAGAAGGAUGAUGUUCCAAGUCUAAAACAUCUAGACCAAAAUGUUCCUCAUGUGAAAACUGUUGUUCUCAAAGAAGACGACUAUAACCAGAUGGUUGCAAUGGGUGCGGAAAGUGCAAAACUGAGGCUUUUGUAUGAGGAGCGUGUGGAAGACAUGAGGCAGGAGCUGGUGAGGCAGGAACAGGAAUACCAACAGGCAACUGAGGCCUUGAGACUGUCUCAUAUGUCACAGCUAGAAAGGCAAAUGUACGACCAGGAGCAACUGCUUGCUGAGCUUCAUAUGCUCAGGACACAGCUAGCUGAGACUGCUUUAGUAAUUAAUGAAAACCAGGCCACAGAAAGAGAAAAAAUGCUGUUGGAAGAGUUGGAAUCACUGAAAAAGCCAUGCUGGAAGAGCACAGAGAAGCAGGAUAACGCAACCCAGACACAGCUUGCUCAGGAUGAAACUGCCACUCAGGCAGAAAGCAAAGACCUAACCUUGGAGGGUGGGCACGUUGGGGAAGGACAUGAGGAAAGCAAAGACACCCCUUCUACAGACCUCACCUCUGAAAGCUUAAAAAAAGCAAAUAAGCAGCUCCUGAAGAUUCUUUUUGAAAUAGUUAAGACAACAGGUGCAGUGGAGGAAACUAUAGGAAGACAUGUAAUUGGGCUGCUGGACAAAUCUGGGAGACAACAUUCUACAUCCAAAUUAUUUGCUUGGAGUCUAGAACCAGAAAAUCCAAAAGUAGAGCGUGUCAUUGAGAUCCCUAUUGCAGAUCAUGCUGUAGAAGUGGCUGACACUGCUACUGCUAAGGAUAAAAGCAUCUGGUCAGGGGUAGCAGAGGAGAGACUGGACCUACCACUGCCACUUACAGAUGUUGAGUUUGCUGGUUUGAAUUUAAACCCAGAAGAUGAAGCCCAAGUUCUUAACAUCAGCAUCCGUCUCCAAGCAGCUGUGGAAAAACUCUUAGAAGCCAUCAAUGAAACAAGUAAUCAG
Messenger RNA from Bombina bombina (fire-bellied toad), 2108 nucleotides. RefSeq names its product A-kinase anchor protein 9-like. Lineage: Eukaryota; Metazoa; Chordata; Amphibia; Anura; Bombinatoridae. Gene Ontology annotation, biological process: signal transduction; maintenance of centrosome location; regulation of ventricular cardiac muscle cell membrane repolarization. The annotation marks the transcript as partial. Gene Ontology annotation, molecular function: molecular adaptor activity; protein kinase A regulatory subunit binding; potassium channel regulator activity. Gene Ontology annotation, cellular component: Golgi stack; cis-Golgi network; synaptic membrane. The transcript is spliced from 11 exons. The record is from RefSeq and is a predicted model, not a curated record.